This is a messenger RNA of Pundamilia nyererei, 4351 nucleotides long. RefSeq names its product kinase suppressor of ras 2 (gene ksr2). Gene Ontology annotation, biological process: calcium-mediated signaling; protein phosphorylation; Ras protein signal transduction. Gene Ontology annotation, molecular function: ATP binding; protein kinase activity. The record is from RefSeq and is a predicted model, not a curated record. The coding region runs from base 575 to 3457 and encodes 960 amino acids. Lineage: Eukaryota; Metazoa; Chordata; Actinopteri; Cichliformes; Cichlidae. Gene Ontology annotation, cellular component: cytoplasm. The transcript is spliced from 21 exons.
CUCACGGUGGUGCCUGGGCGAUGCGAUGCUGUUGCUGUGGGUUUGAUUGACAGGAAACAUGUCGGUGUGGUGGGAGAGAACCGGGAUGCAGCUGCUGCCUAGGGAGACAGGGAGUACCUGCAUCCAGUCCGCACAUCAGCACCUUUAAAACCAGCAGGCUUUUCCCCGAUGCGUCUACUUAUGGUGCGCUGAACAGCUUCUUCUUGUUCUUUUCUUUUUUCCCCCCCCAAACAUACAUUUGAAAGAAGUGGAACCCAAUGGAUGCAGACCGCGUAGUCCCGCUUGGUAUCUUCAUACUGUGUUUGAUUUAGCCCACAACCAGAGACACCUUGAUGAAACAGCAGGAACUACGAGGACUGUUGUUGCAAUGGAGUCGAUUCUCUCACGGCUCAAAGCCCGUCUCUAAACCUUCAACAUCUCGUUUCAUGGCGUUUUGCAGGUUGCUCCGUUCCGUGGGUUUCACCACGCUCUUUUCCUGAAUAAUCAUCAAUAUUUUUACUCCCUUGUUUUUGAAUUAAUUCAUUCCUUUUUUGUUAAGUGCAACGGAAAAAUAACGUCCACUGUUCACAAAACUAUGAACGAGGAGAUGACAAAAAGCGAGGAGCAGCAUCUUAGUUUGCAGAAAGCCUUGCAGCAGUGCGAGUUGGUGCAAAAUAUGAUAGACAUAAGCAUUUCUAGUUUGGAGGGUUUACGGACCAAAUGUGCCACAUCCAACGACUUGACACAAAAAGAGAUACGAACGCUUGAGGGGAAGUUGGUAAAGUACUUCAGCCGCCAGCUGUCCUGUAAGUGCAAAGUGGCCUUAGAGGAACGCAGUGCCGAGCUGGAGGACUUUCCUCGCCUCGGCCACUGGUUCCGCAUUGUCAACUUGAGGAAAGAGGUCACACAGGAAAUGAGUCCAGGUGAGGUGACCCUGGAGGGCUUGCUGGAGAUGAGCGAGGAGCAGGUGUGUGAGCUGCUGCAAAAGUUUGGUGCCAGUGAAGAGGAGUGUGCCCGUCUCAACGCUUCCCUCUCCUGCCUCAGAAAGGCCCACCAGCUCGAACAACUUGAGGAGGAUAAAUUGCACAAUAAUGGAGGGAGCCAGACCAAACAGGACUGGUCCAUUCAGUGGCCAACAUCAGAAUCUGGCAAAGAAAACACUCCGGUGUGCCAGCCAGAGGCCAGUCAGUGGAUUCGGUUCCAGCUCUCUCAAAGCCCCAAAGUCCAGUCCAAGUACAACCAGCACAUGUGCCACAGCCCACAGGCCCUGGCCCCCCCUUUGUAUGCCGAUCGACUCACUGUCGACAGCCCCUCUUCAGGGCUCUUCCCUCCCUUGGACUCUGGUCAUCGCUCCCUGCCCCCAUCACCUCGCCAGAGGCAUUUUGGUCACACCCCUCCUCGGACUCAUUUGGUGGUCAACACCAUGACCCCACCUGGCACUCCUCCCAUGCGGCGAAGGAAUAAGGUGAAGGCCCCAGGAACACCACCUCCGCCAAGCCGCAAACUUAUCCAUCUUUUGCCAGGCUUCACCGCUCUGCACCGCAGCAAAUCCCAUGAGUUCCAGCUGGGGAACCGCUUGGAUGACACACAGACACCAAAAGCCAAGAAGAAGACCAAGCCCUUGAACCUUAAGAUCCACAGCAGUGUGGGCAGCUGUGAGAACCUGCCCACACAGCGCUCACCCCUCCACACUGAACGAUCUCUGCGAUCCUUCUUCUUCCCCUCUUUCAUCCCUUCUACACCACCUGUUCAUGCCGAAACACCCUCUGCAAACACUCUCUCAGUGCCUCGCUGGUCCCCACAGAUUCCCCGACGAGAUCUGGGAAACUCAAUAAAACACAGGUUUUCCACGAAAUACUGGAUGUCCCAGACAUGCAUAGUAUGUGGAAAGGGAAUGUUGUUUGGACUGAAAUGUAAAAACUGCAAGCUGAAGUGCCACAACAAAUGCACCAAAGAAGCCCCACCUUGCCAUUUACUGAUCAUUCAGCGAGGCGGACGGGAAUCCCUCAAAGAUCAUCAAGGAACAACUCAAGUAGCUCGUCUGGUACGGACUGAAUCAGUGCCAUGUGACAUCAAUAACCCGCUCAGGUACACAGACCUGCACAUCAGUCAGACGCUCCCCAAAACCAACAAAAUCAACAAGGAUCACAUCCCAGUCCCAUACCAACCGGACUCCAGCAGUAACCCCUCAUCCACCACCUCCUCCACCCCUUCCUCCCCAGCUCCUCCAUUGCCCAGCAGUGCCACGCCACCCUCCCCUCUGCACCCCUCCCCACAGUCAGCAAGGCAACAGAAACAGUUCAACUUAACAGCCUCCAGUUAUUUCAAAUACAAGCAACAGUUCAUAUUCCCCGAUGUUGCUCCCGAGGCUCCUCCCAGUCGAGCUCCGCAGGUCAUUCUGCAUCCCGUUCUUUCUGAACCAGGCAAUGAGGGCAACCCUUUGCUUCAAAUCGAAGUUGAACCUACAUCAGACAAUGAGGAAGGCAAUGAUGAGGACUCUGGUGAUGAGUUUGAGGAGAUGAACUUGUCGCUCCUGUCGGCUCGAAACUUCCCACGUAAGGCCAGUCAGACCAGUAUCUUCCUGCAGGAAUGGGACAUCCCCUUUGAGCAACUAGAGAUUGGGGAGAUGAUUGGUAAGGGUCGCUUUGGAAAGGUUUUCCAUGGACGAUGGCAUGGCGAGGUCGCCAUUCGCUUAAUUGACAUUGAGCGUGAUAACGAAGACCAGCUGAAGGCCUUCAAACGUGAGGUGAUGGCCUACCGAAACACUCGCCAUGAAAAUGUGGUGCUCUUUAUGGGGGCCUGCAUGAGCCCACCACAUCUGGCCAUCAUUACCAGCUUUUGUAAAGGCAGGACACUUUAUUCUGUAGUGCGAGAUGCCAAAGUUGUCCUGGAUGUUAACAAGACACGACAGAUUGCGCAAGAGAUGGUCAAGGGGAUGGGCUACCUCCACGCAAAGGGGAUCUUACACAAAGACAUGAAGUCCAAGAAUGUGUUUUAUGACAAUGGCAAAGUCGUCAUCACUGACUUUGGGCUCUUCACCAUAUCUGGAGUUCUGCAGGCUGGCAGCCGCAGAGAAGAUAAACUGAGGAUCCCCAACGGCUGGUUGUGCCACCUAGCCCCUGAAAUCAUCCAGCAGCUCUCUCCAGAAACAGAAGAGGACAAGCUUCCUUUCUCCAAGCAGUCAGAUGUCUUUGCUUUUGGCACCAUCUGGUACGAAUUACACGCACGUGAAUGGCCUUACAAGAGUCAACCAGCAGAGGUGAUCAUAUGGCAGAUCGGCAGUGGGAUGAAACCCAAUCUUGCACAAACUGGCAUGGGGAAGGAGAUAUUAGAUAUUCUGCUCCUCUGCUGGGCAUACAAGCCAGAGGAGCGACCCAGCUUCUCCAAGCUGGUAGAUUUACUGGAAAAGUUGCCAAAAAGGAACCGCCGCCUUUCCCACCCAGGGCACUUCUGGAAGUCAGCUGAGUAUGUCAAAUAAGUUAGGGACAUAAAACGGCAAACAAUCAGCAAGUAUAAAAAAGCAGCCGCCAUAACUCCACAUAAAUAACCCACCUCCUUAAAGAAUGCACUGAAUCCAAAAGCCAGCCCAGUGAUGAAAACUGCCCGUGCUGUGUGUAUUUUCAUGGAAUGUUGGCAUGUGUGUGUACAGAUACGUUGACUGUCCAGUUUCUCAAAGCAGUCGGGACUCAUAUUUUCUUUGGUUUGAUUCACACCAUACUGGAUAUAUUUCCUUUAUCUUUUUGUCUUUUACUAUUGACUUGUUCCCGUCAUUAUAUUUAUUUCUUGGCUGUAUCUUGCUUGUAAUUUCAAACAGAUCACGUCAUCCUGGACUUAAAAAAAAAAGUUUUGAACAAAUGUUGUUUUUUGUGUUUUUUUUCCAUGUUUUAUUCUCGUUUGGUUCGAAUGAGUGUAAACGUUGAACAUCACAUAUUGUAUAUAUUCAUAACAUUAUGUUGCCAUUCCUUAUGUUUGUCAAAUGUGUAGACCAUUUUGUCAGCGUUACCUCAUUGUCUCAUGUGUGGAUGUCCAGGUUUCAUCUUUGUCUCAAAUGUUUUGUCUAACUGAAAAUGCCCUUUUAUUUACACCGUACCAUUUGAAUGUGAAGAAGCCAGCAUCCCUGUUUGUGUGGGGAUGUGUUUGCCCAGUUCUUUGAUGGGAGACUGUUCUCUGAUCAGCCUGUGCUUUGAAUAUUGCCUGUGAACAUAAGCUAGAUGUUUGAACAAUAACAGCCUUUGGGAAAAAAAAGAAAAAGAAAAAAAAAAGCCACCGGUCAGACCAGGAAUCCCCUACUUGACGAUGUUCUGUGAAAUUGCUGACACUUGAAAUGUAGUUUUCGUCAGCUGAACUAAUUACCUUUCGGUAGUGCUGUCAC